AUGGUGAGUUUUCCGAUUAGAGGUUCGCCGGAGAAGAUGAGCAAGUCCGGCGCCGGCGGUGAGUUGCAGCGUGCUCAGUGGCCGGAGUGCAGGCGUGGCAGAUUCGCUGCGUUCCCUUUUCCGAUUAGAGGUUCGCCGGAGAAGAUGAGCAAGUCUGGCGCCGGCGGUGAGUUGCAGCGUGCUCAGUGGCCGGAGUGCAGGCGUGGCAGAUUCGCUGCGUUCCCAUUUCCGAUUAGAGGUUCGCCGGAGAAGAUGAGCAAGUCCGGCGCCGGCGGUGAGUUGCUACGUGCUCAGUGGCCGGAGUGCAGGCGUGGCAGAUUCGCUGCGUUCCCAUUGUAUUGUUCCCAUUACAAUACUGAAGAGGCUAUGACUUCAAAGUGCUUGAACUUUGAGAACGGGUGGCGUCCCGAGAUCAAACAGGGUAUCGCUUGUCAGAAGAUAAGAAAUUAUCCAGAAUUGGUGAGCAGAAGCAGAAUCUAUGACAAUGUUAACAGGGCUAGGAUUGCUCACUACAAGGUUGCGAAUGAGAGUAAGGGUAAGCAGAGGUUUGGAGGUACACCGUAUAGUGCUCCAACUGACAGGGGAGAACAGAAAGUUAUUGUAAGUAAGAAGCCAAGUGGGGGAGGGGCAAUUCUCAAUCCUACGAAGUGCUUCAGAUGUGGGGGUACGGGUCACCGUGCUAAUGAUUGUACAGUUGAGGCGAAUAAAUGCUUUAAGUGCGAAAGACCAAGACAUGUUAUAGCUGAUUGCAGGUGCAUUAUGCCUACCUGUUAUAGCUGUGGAGAAAAGGGUCAUAUCAGCACUCACUGUGAGAGGCCGAAGAAGUCGCAGGCUAGUGGGAAGGUGUUUACAUUGGUGGGAACCCAAUCCACCAGUCAUGACCGUUUGGUCAAAGGUACUUGUUUUAUUAAUGGUGUCCCUUUGAUUGAUAUUAUUGACACGGGUGCAACCCACUCGUUUAUUUUUGUGGAUUGUGUGACGAGAUUAGGAAUAAUUCCAUCUACUUUGGAUCGGAAGAUAAUGAUUAGAACUCCGUCUAUUGUUUCUGUAGUUACUUCUUUAGUAUGUUUGAAUUGUCCCUUGACUAUCUUUGAUAGGGAUUUCGGAGUGGAUUUGAUUUGUUUACCACUCAGUAAUCUGGACGUUAUCUUGGGGAUGGACUAG
Molecule: messenger RNA, 1164 nt
Organism: Vicia villosa (hairy vetch)
Lineage: Eukaryota; Viridiplantae; Streptophyta; Magnoliopsida; Fabales; Fabaceae
Exons: 5
Coding region: 1-1164 (387 amino acids)
Molecular function (GO): zinc ion binding; nucleic acid binding
Source: RefSeq, a predicted model, not a curated record